Rhododendron vialii is the source of this 598-nucleotide messenger RNA. RefSeq lists its product as uncharacterized. Bases 120 to 509 code for a protein of 129 amino acids. The transcript has 2 exons. Lineage: Eukaryota; Viridiplantae; Streptophyta; Magnoliopsida; Ericales; Ericaceae. The record is from RefSeq and is a predicted model, not a curated record.
CUACAAGGAUUGACUCUUUCAAACACUACUUGGUUAGACUAGCUAUGAGAAUAUAUUACAUUGAACAGGGACAAUUAGGGUAGAGAUGAUACAAUUCAAUCAAAAUAUAUAGAGAAACAAUGACAACUUCUCCUCCUCCUUGUUUCUGCAGCCAAAACAAGCUACUAGUAUCUCAUUGCAAGCUAAAGGUCCGGAAAAAAUGUCCCCCAGUCAGAUCCCAAAGCUUCCACAAUCAAGGAAACUCUCCAGCGAAUAUGGUGGAUUCAAACAUGAGUGUUCUGAGAGAAAGAAUAAGAGAGGUGAUCAGGAAGAGAGAGUGGUUGGAAAACGAAAACGGGUGGAACUACAAAUCAGUUGGUUAUGAUUAUAAUAACAAACACAAGCGUCAUGCAAUGGUUUUUGAGUCCUUGGAGCUUUUUGGGUUGGUUACUGGUGCUUUUGGGCUUGUCUUUCUCUCUGGCUCCCUUUGCAUAUUCCUUGUUUCCUUUGUUGUUCAUCUGCAGAAUUAAUGAUGGAGUUUGAAUCAAAAUUCCAAAUAUCUACCUUCUUUUCCUAUGUCAUUUCUUUUUAUUUAAAACUAGAGGUUGGAUCGAUGUUU